UAGUUACAAUAAUGUUGUUCUUGUUCUUUCAUAAGUCGAGUGUUAAAUUUAAUAUAUGAUAGUAGUGAAUUUAUAAUUAAGCAAAUGGCCAAUUUAAUUAAGGAUAUAGAAAUCAAGGAAGAUUUCCCAAAAUCUUUAUUGUUGGAUAAACAUGUUCAGUUUAUUUCUAGUUACGGAGUGAACAAAGAAGAAUAUGAAUACUGCAUGACAGAAUACCUACGAAUGUCAGGCUUAUAUUGGGGUGUUGCAUCGCUGGCCCUUAUGGACAAAAUAGAUAGCUUAAGUCGAAAGGAGGUGAUUGAUUUUGUUAAAGAAUGCCAAUGUUCUGAAACUGGGGUUUGUGCUAGCCAAAAACACGAUCCCCAUUUACUUUACACGUUGAGCGCUAUACAGAUAUUGACAAUGUAUGAUGCUUUAAAUGAAAUAGACCUUGAAGGUGUCGUUCGCUACGUUACUUCGCUUCAACAAAAUGAUGGCAGUUUUACAGGUGACAAAUGGGGUGAAGUUGAUACCAGAUUCUCAUUUUGUGCAGUAGCUUGCCUUUCACUUAUCAAUAGGCUAAAUGAGAUAAAUCUUGCGUUAGCUGUUAAAUUUGUAUUAACAUGUAUGAACUUUGACGGCGGUUUUGGCUCGAGACCUGGAUCUGAAAGCCAUGCAGGACUAAUCUAUUGUUGCGUGGGAUUUUUGUCAAUCACACAGCAACUUCAUCAUGUUGAUGGCGAUCUACUUGGUUGGUGGUUAUGUGAAAGACAAUUAGAGUUAUCAGGAGGACUUAAUGGUCGACCAGAAAAGCUUCCGGAUGUUUGUUAUUCCUGGUGGGUGGUGGCGUCGCUGACAAUGCUUGGAAGACAGCACUGGAUCGAUGCUAAAAAAUUGCGCAAUUUUAUUUUUUCAUGCCAGGAUGCUGAGUCUGGAGGAUUUAGUGACAGACCAGGUGAUGUGCCUGAUCCCUUCCACACUCUAUUUGGAUUGGCGUCAUUAUCGUUAUUGGAAGAUGAAAAUAUUCUACCUGUAAAUCCAACAUAUUGCAUGCCUGAAUAUUCUUUAAAAAACAUUAGUAAACCUCAAAGACUUACAAUUGACAUAUAG
Molecule: messenger RNA, 1089 nt
Organism: Ctenocephalides felis (cat flea)
Lineage: Eukaryota; Metazoa; Arthropoda; Insecta; Siphonaptera; Pulicidae
Product: geranylgeranyl transferase type-2 subunit beta-like
Biological process (GO): protein geranylgeranylation
Cellular component (GO): Rab-protein geranylgeranyltransferase complex
Molecular function (GO): Rab geranylgeranyltransferase activity
Source: RefSeq, a predicted model, not a curated record